Molecule: messenger RNA, 627 nt
Organism: Knipowitschia caucasica
Lineage: Eukaryota; Metazoa; Chordata; Actinopteri; Gobiiformes; Gobiidae
Source: the annotation of a GenBank genome assembly
AUGGCAAAGUUUGGACCUCCCGAGCCUUUUGAUUUCACGCAGCCAGCGGAGUGGCUCACGUGGCGGCAGAGAUUCUCCCGGUUUCGAGUCGCAUCAAAACUUGACAAAGAGAGCAGCGAAGUGCAGGUGAACUCGCUCUUGUACUCUAUGGGGAGAGAUGCCGAACCUAUUUACGGCUCAUUUGUGUUUCCUGCGGCGACCGAGGCCAUGCCACAUCCAGAGUACGACUUUGAUCUGGUUAUUCAGAAGUUUGAUGAACACUUUGUCCCGAAGAGAAACGUCAUCCACGAUCGCGCCUGUUUUCAUAAGCGGAGCCAAAGGGCCGGUGAGGCAGUCGAAGCUUUCGUGCGGAGCCUGUACGAGCUUGCACAGCAUUGUGAGUUCGGUGCGGGGAAGGACGAGCAGAUCCGGGACCGGAUUGUUAUUGGAAUAAUGGACAAAGAGGUUUCUCAAAAACUCCAGUUAGAGGCGGACCUGACACUGGAGCGAGCCAUCCAACUUGCACGUCAAAGUGAACAGGUGAAACAACAAAGUGCAGAGCGUGUGGAAAUUACAGUGAAUGAGUCACCUCUUGUUUCGAGUCCCGGCCGUUUUGUUGUCUUUUCUUUGGCUCCAGAGAGCCUCUAG